Messenger RNA from Pollicipes pollicipes, 766 nucleotides. RefSeq names its product dipeptidyl aminopeptidase-like protein 6. Gene Ontology annotation, molecular function: dipeptidyl-peptidase activity. NCBI's taxonomy places the organism in Eukaryota, Metazoa, Arthropoda, Thecostraca, Pollicipedomorpha, Pollicipedidae. Gene Ontology annotation, biological process: proteolysis. Gene Ontology annotation, cellular component: plasma membrane. The coding region runs from base 35 to 766 and encodes 243 amino acids. The transcript has 7 exons. The record is from RefSeq and is a predicted model, not a curated record.
UCCGUUGCCGCCCGAGGUCGGCCGUCGCUGCCCGAUGACCGUGCGGGAGCCGACGACGGCGUCCAGCGACAAGCCCGACAUGCAGCAGCACGUGGACGAGGAGCUGGUGGCCGCGGCACCGAACCAGCGCAACUGGCGCGGCAUCAUCCUCGCGCUGCUGGUCAUCACCUUCAUCUUCUCCAUGAUCGUCGUUUCGGCCAUCAUGCUGACGCCCAAGGACACCCGGACGCCGGUCACCGGACGCCGCUUCACUUUAGAAGAUGUCGUCGGCACCGACUUCAAGAUCAACGCCUUCAACGGCUCUUGGCUCUCAGAUCACGAGCUGGUGUACCGGGACAUGUGGGGCGGCCUCUCCGUGCUCGACUGCGAGAGUCUGGCCACUCGCACACUGGUCAGCAACGUCACCUUCAGGCAGCAUAAUGUGCGGCAUUUCUGGGUCUCAUCUGACCAGCAGUACGUCCUCCUGGCCCACAACGUCCGCCAGAAGUUUCGCCACUCGUACAUUGCCCAGUACACCGUCUACGACAUCGCCCGAGGACACAGACACUGCGAAGCGAGUGCCAGAUUUAGAGGCGUGUUGCCAGUGCUGAGGACGACGCCUCAUAGAACGGAGCUGGUGGCCGCGGCACCGAACCAGCGCAACUGGCGCGGCAUCAUCCUCGCGCUGCUGGUCAUCACCUUCAUCUUCUCCAUGAUCGUCGUUUCGGCCAUCAUGCUGACGCCCAAGGACACCCGGACGCCGGUCACGGACGCCGCUUCACUUUAG